This is a messenger RNA of Brenthis ino (lesser marbled fritillary), 1734 nucleotides long. NCBI's taxonomy places the organism in Eukaryota, Metazoa, Arthropoda, Insecta, Lepidoptera, Nymphalidae. The record is from the annotation of a GenBank genome assembly.
AUGUUAAGUAAAUGUGCUGCAUCUAUAUCGAAAACGUUUAACAGCUCAAUUAAUUUAAAAUUAGCUCGUUUGCUGCAGACUGAUCACGCUAGUCAUAUAAAUAAUCCGGGAAGUGAACCCUUAACCAUCGCCACAUUUGGAGAUGUCAUAGCAGAAACUGCGCACAAAUACCCUGGAAGAAUAGCCAUCAAAUCUAUUCAUGAAGAUGUCUCUAUUACUUAUGAGGAACUUAUGAAUAAGGCUGAUUCUUUGGGAUGUGCACUCAGGGCUAAUGGGUUUGAAAAAGGUGAUAGAUUAGGAAUUUGGGCUCACAAUUGCUCCGGUUGGAUAAUUUCUGCACUCGCUGCUGCGAGAGCUGGGCUUAUAUCGGUUUUUAUCAAUCCACUAUACGAAAAAGACGAAUUGAGCUUUUGCAUCAACAAAAUACAAAUAAAAGGCUUAGUGGUCGGUGAAAAUUUAAAAAAUAGAGAUUACUAUGGAUUAUUAAACAAAAUGUUACCAGAGCUACAAUCUUCUAAAGAAGGAUCGUUACAAUCAAAAAUAUUUCCCAGUCUGAGACAUAUCAUAACAACUGGAAAAGAUAAACUAAAUGGAACCACGACAUUGGAGUCUUUUAUAAAUAAUUACAAAAAUAAUAGUGAAAUAACAAAAUAUAGCAAUGAAGUGAAACCGGAGGAUGGAAGUUUUGUUCUUAUGACAUCGGGGACAACGGGUAAACCAAAAGGCGCUCUGGAUUCACACAUAGGGGUAGUAAAUAACACUUACUUCAGUGGAAAAAGGCUUUGCUUGCAGGAAGAACAUCAAAUAAUAUGCUUACAGGCACCAAUGUUCCACGCUCUGGGGUCUGUCGUAACCCUCUUAGCGGGCCUGCGCCACGGCUCUACGAUAGUGGUUGCAGCACCAAUGUACAGUGUCACCGCAAACGUACACGCACUGUGCUCUGAGAAAUGCACAGUGAUAACGGGGACACCGACUAUGUACAUAGACAUGCUGUCGCACUUCCGUAGCAAGUUGCCAACGCGUUUACGAAUGGCAUUGACAGCAGGUGCACCAUGCAGUCCCCAUCUUAUUCGACAAAUGAAAGAAAAUCUUAAUGUGAUGAAUGUUGGGGCGCUGUAUGGUCUUACAGAAACUACGGCGAGUGUGUUUCAGUCGAUGCCGGAUGAUAGUGUCGACUUGGUGGCAGAAACCGUUGGCAGCGUAACUGAUCACAUUGAAGUGAAGGUGGUUGACGAUGUAGGUGAGACAGUACCUUUUGGGUCCCCAGGCGAAUUGAUGGUGCGUGGUUACUGUAAUAUGUUGUAUUACUGGGAUGAGCCAGAAAGGACGAUGGAAACGCUGCGAGAAGACGGAUGGUUACAUACAGGAGACAUGUUUCAAAUAUCCCCAGAGGGAUAUGGAAAAAUUGUGGGUCGAAUAAAGGAUAUUAUCGUCCGUGGCGGAGAGAACAUUGCCCCUAAAGAAAUAGAAGACUUUCUGAACUCACAUCCUGAUAUAAUUGAUAGCCAGGUAGUUGGAGUACCCGAUGACAGGUUAGGAGAAGAGCUCUGUGCAGUAGUCAGAGUUAGGGAAAAUGCCACGUUUACUCUUCAAAACAUGGCAAAUCACUGCAGCGGGAAACUGGCUAGAUUUAAAAUUCCUAAAAUACUGAAAACUGUUGAGGAAUUUCCUAAAACAGCCUCCGGAAAAGUACAAAAAUAUAAACUAAAGGAAUUAAUUGUAUCUGGAAAGCUA